UGUCGCAGUGUCAUGUUACUUUUGCACCUGUGUUAACCAUAGACCCGCGCGCGCUCGCCUAGCGUACAGUAUACCAUGGGGCUACGCGUCAGUUACUAAAGAUGCGAAUGUACUGUACACACACGCGCUGCACAUUCUAGAACGGCGGAGAUAGACGGACACACAUGUCAGUGAAUGAAAUUACAGAACAGCCGAAGAGGAGUGUGAGAGUUGCUGAUAAGCCUUGCUAAAUCCCCGGCCCACAGACUGCAGCGCCGCGGAUGGAUUAUUAUUCCUCGUUAUAAAUGACAGACGGUUUUCCCCCUGCGACGCAAAAAGAGACACAUAGGCCGACAGAGUGUAUGAGAAUGUCUGCCUCUUGUUAUUAAUUUUGCGCAGCACAACGUGGUAAAUGUGCUGUCUCUUCGACAUGUUUGGUUGCCUGACGUGUUUGCCAACCACACUUUAGUUCGAACUUCGAGAAUGCGCAUUUGUUUUCUGAAAGUGAAAUAGACGUUACACAGUGACGUCACAAUAAGGCACAUCGAUUCAACUUAUGAGCCCCCAUGGUUUGCUGGAGAUCAUACUCUGUGACUACGCAUCGACAGGACUAAACCGGAGCUGUCACGGAAAGGAAUUGGAUACCACCCGUUGGCUGUUCAGAAACAACCGGCGACGCUGGAGACAACUAAUUCAAGGGCUCUAAAAUUCCUUCGCAAUAAGAGCAAACAGUGAGCAUGCUGGUGGGAUCUUAUAACAACGCAGGAAUGCAACCACGUUGAUUCCACGGUGUCUGAAAUGCCUCUCGGUCACCUUCGGAAUUAACGGACGACUUGCGCGUGUCCCUCUGACGGAUAGGCUUCUAAGCUGCCUCAUUAUAAACACGGUCGUCUACAGUAUUAAAACUGACAUCACAAGCAAUAACAACUGCUCCCUCUAACAACUGCUCCCUCUUGAAUCGACAAGCAGCACAGAUCAAUGAAGAAUGCGGGAGCGUUUCGGAGUGCUGUCCACCCGGAGUUAAUGAAGUCGGCGACGAUAUCAUGCGUCUUCUGCCCGACCCCAGCGCGCAGUCAUUGCGGCUGAUAUUCCUACUGAUAUUCGUUAUGGGGGUAGCACCGUCCCCAGCCCUGACCGCUGGUUGCCCUGACCGCUGCGUGUGCGACGACCAGCUAGUGGUCCAGUGCGCUGGGCAGGAGCUAACGCUGUUCCCCACAGAUCUCCCUCUCGCCACCCGGCAACUUAUCAUCUCCAACAACAAAAUUAGGGACCUCCCGGCUCUGCAGCUCAACUACCUGUCUGACCUGGUGUACCUGGACUGCAGCAACAACUCCCUCACCGAGAUAACGGAAUCUACCUUUGGCAACCUGCGCAAACUUGCCUAUCUGGACCUGUCCUUCAACACUUUGACUCAGAUCGAGGACCGGACGUUCGGGCCGUUGGCCAGUCUCGUUAUGCUUAGAAUGACAGACAACCCAGCACUCUCCGAGAUUCAUCCGGAUGCUUUCUCUGAAAACUUGGCGUUGCAAGUGCUGGACGUCAGCCGCAACAACCUGACUGUGCUGAACAUUAGUUCGCUCAUCGCAUUGCCUGCCCUCCGCUCCCUUGGCCUGAGUGGGAACCCCUGGCGCUGCGACUGCGACACAGAGGACCUCUGUCUCUGGAUCCAGAUAGAGGGAUUCAAGUUCCAAGAUGAGGGGCAGACGGUGUGCCAGGGCCCCCCAGAAAGGGUCGGGCAGCGUCUGGCCGAGGUGGGCAUGCAGCUGCGGGCAGACUGCCACCAGGGCCUGGGCUACUGGGACUACCUGUUCUUCAUCGCCAUCGGCUUCGUCAUCUUCUCGGCGGGCACGGUGUCGGCAUGGGUGAUGGGCGUGCUCAUGGUGCUCUACGAGCGGUACAGCAAGCGCAAGAGCGAGGAGCUGGACAGCGAGGACGAGGACGAGGACAGGGGACGAGGUGGAGCCGGAGGAGGCGGAGGAGGCCUAGGCAGUAACCACGGCAACGGCGACCUCAGCAAGCCCGGCAUGCAGGUGUGAGGUGUUUGCGUGGUGGGACGGGGGCGGGGGGAGAUGCGCCUCCCCCCCCCCCUAAUUGCCCUACCACCUGAUCUUCUGACACCCACCUCUUAACUACGACCACAGGAUGCUGCACAGCAUGAGGUUGAGGACGAUGAUGACGACGAGGAAGACCAACACGUUCUGACAACAGAAAGCUUCUAUGAUGAGAUUUUGGUUGUAUAUAAAGAUGCAUCCUUGCAAUGAGAAAGAGAGUGUCCGAGUAGUCCAAAGAUACAAAUAUAUAUAUAUAGCUAUAUAUAUAUUUAGAGAGAGAGAGAGAGAGAGAGAGAGAGAGAAAGAAAAGAAAAGAAAGAGUUAAAGAAUGAGGGGAUGGGUUGACACCCAUUAUUGCUGAGCAACUAGUAAUCCCCUCUCUUCCAGUGAACUGAUGUGAAAGCAUUCACAUCUCUCGUGUCAGUCAGGCGAGGUCGUCGGCAUAGCAACAAAAACAAAAUCUAACUCAACUCAAAUGUAAUCUGAACGGCACUUGUGUCAGAGUAGACAGGUGCUUCUCAGACUUCAGAGAGGCAGAACUCUCUCUUAUUCUGGACUGGCAUUGUCUGUGUGUAAGGGGGCUUUGGGAGAUGAGACCAGGGCCAAUCACACACAUACACACACACACACACACACACACACACACACACA
This is a messenger RNA of Clupea harengus (Atlantic herring), 2681 nucleotides long. RefSeq names its product leucine rich repeat containing 52 (gene lrrc52). Gene Ontology annotation, molecular function: potassium channel activator activity; transmembrane transporter binding; voltage-gated potassium channel activity. Gene Ontology annotation, cellular component: voltage-gated potassium channel complex. The record is from RefSeq and is a predicted model, not a curated record. NCBI's taxonomy places the organism in Eukaryota, Metazoa, Chordata, Actinopteri, Clupeiformes, Clupeidae.